AUGAGUUCCUUGAAAGCCCCCGUCACCACGAAGGCGUAUGUGGUCGAGAAAAAAGGCGCCCCUUUUGUUCUUUGCGAUGUCAUUCUGGACCAAGUACAACCAUCGGAGGUGCUAGUAGAGAUCAAAUACACAGGAUUAUGUCAUACGGAUGUUGUUGUCCAACAAGGAGGGAUGCCUAUCGGCCAGUAUCCUGCUGUUCUUGGUCACGAGGGUGUUGGAAUCGUCCGCCAAGUAGGUUCAGAAGUGGCAGAUAAGUCAUUGAAAGAAGGGGAUACGGUGCUCCUGUCAUUCCAUGCCUGUGGCCGGUGCAAUGCUUGUCUCAAUGGCCGCUGCGGAAGCUGCCCCCGCAUGACCGAGACCAAUUUUCUUUCCACCGCACGCUCAGACAAGACGUCACCAAUUGCCUUACCUGAUGGCACGCCAGUGCAUGGGCAAUUCUUUGGACAGUCCUCUCUUAGUAAAAUGGCCAUCGUCACAGAGAAGUCUGUGGUAAAGAUCUCCGCACAGGCAUCAGAUCUCCAGUUUCUUGCGCCGUUUUCUUGUGGAUAUCUGACAGGGGCUGGAACAGUACUGAAUGCGCUUUGCCCAAAUAGCGACUCUAAGAUUGCUAUCAUUGGAAUGGGAGGUGUUGGACUCGCUGCAAUGCUAGCAGCUAGAGCUAUAGGCGUUCAGCAUGUUGUUGCUGUGGAUAUGCUCGACGCAAAGCUUGAAAUGGCAGCCUCGCUCGGCGCUACGCACACUGUCAAUACCAAAGAGGUCAAGAACCUUGCAACUGGUAUACAUGAUAUAUUUCCUGAUGGUGUGGACUAUAUUCUGGAUACUACUGGUGUGGCAUCUCUUUUACAGGACUCUCUUGCAGCCCUAGCUCAUGAGGGCACUCUGGCUCUUGUUGGUGUGCCAUCACCUGCAGCCAAUAUUCAAGUCAAUGCGCUGGACCUGCUGCUCUCUUGUAAGAAGAUAAUCGGUGUAAUUGAAGGAAGGGCUGAUCCAAAGACC
Messenger RNA from Aspergillus nomiae NRRL 13137, 996 nucleotides. RefSeq names its product NAD(P)-dependent alcohol dehydrogenase. The annotation marks the transcript as partial. The record is from RefSeq and is a predicted model, not a curated record. NCBI's taxonomy places the organism in Eukaryota, Fungi, Ascomycota, Eurotiomycetes, Eurotiales, Aspergillaceae. Gene Ontology annotation, cellular component: cytosol. Gene Ontology annotation, molecular function: S-(hydroxymethyl)glutathione dehydrogenase [NAD(P)+] activity; zinc ion binding. Gene Ontology annotation, biological process: formaldehyde catabolic process. The transcript has 2 exons.